Molecule: messenger RNA, 2609 nt
Organism: Miniopterus natalensis
Lineage: Eukaryota; Metazoa; Chordata; Mammalia; Chiroptera; Miniopteridae
Gene: NPHP1
Product: nephrocystin 1
Biological process (GO): protein localization involved in establishment of planar polarity
Cellular component (GO): cytoplasm; cilium
Molecular function (GO): protein binding
Source: RefSeq, a predicted model, not a curated record
GCGCGCCCGGCGCCGAGGCGAGAAGAUGCUGGCGAGGCGGCCGCGCGACCCCCUGCAGUCCCUGCUGCGCAGGGGUCGGGAGCUGAGGCAGCAGGUUGAUAGUUUGCUUUCUGAGAGUCGAUUGAAAGGAGCUCUAGAAGCCAGUAAAAGGCGAGAUAUUUACCAAAGAUGUGUCCAAUUAAAACAGGCAAUCGAUGACAAUAAAAAUGCUCUUCAAAAAUUGGACAAAGCCGAUGAACCUGCACCUGUCGGGAACCGUCAUCAGGAAAAGGCGGAGGUGCUUGGUCUCCUGGACAAGCUGACCCACCAGCUGCAGGAACUUGCCGGGUCCAUAAGUAGAGAAAGUAGAACUGAAAUUGAGGCAGUUACUGAAAGAGAGGAAGGUGAUUUUUCUGAAGAAGAUGAAGACGAUGAUGACGAAGAAGAAAGUGAGGAAAGUGAGGGGGAGGAAGAGGAAACGGAAGAGGAAGAGGAAGGGAAAGAGGAACACGACUCUCAGCCAGAGGCAGCAAGUAAAGCUUACACUGCUGUUGGAGACUUCACUGCGCAGCAAGCCGGGGACCUUACAUUUAAGAAAGGGGAAAUUCUCCUUAUAAUUGAAAAAAACCCGGAUGGUUGGUGGAUGGCUAAGAAUGCCGAAGGAAACAAAGGUCUCGUUCCCAGAACCUACCUGGAGCCCUGUCCUAAGGAAGGCCAAGAGUCAAGUGAAGAAGGCAGCGAAGGCGAUGUGGAGGUCGGGGGUGAGGCAGCAGAGGGCGCGCCAGGUGAACAAAGAACCGAUUCUCAUUGGAGUGCUGUCCAGAAAGCUCUCUCAGAGCAUCUUCAGCAGAAAAACACUGUUGAUGUGUUGACCACGAUGGGAGCUAUUCCUGCCGGAUUCAGGCCUUCCACACUCUUCCAGCUUCUGGAGGAAGGGGCUCAAUUUCGAGCAAGUACCUUCUUACAGCCGGAGCUUACUCCUUCACAGCUGGCCUUCAGGGAUCUCCUGUGGGAUGCUAAGUCAGGCACGAUUCGGUCAAGGGCAAGUCGUGUCUCAUUGAUUCUCACGCUCUGGAGCUGUAAGAUGAUUCCAGUUCCGGGAGUGAGCAUCCAGGUUCUCAGCAGACACGUGCGCCUCUGUCUGUUUGAUGGCAGUAAGGUUCUGAGCAACAUUCAUACAGUCAGAGCCACAUGGCAACCGAAAAAGCCCAAAACAUGGACCUUUUCUCCCCAGGUUACUGGCACGUUGCCGUGCUUGCUUGAUGGUGAUUGUUUCAUCAGGUCCAAUUCUUCAUCUCCAGAUCUUGGAAUAUUAUUUGAACUUGGAAUUUCUUACAUUCGCAAUUCAACUGGUGAAAGAGGAGAAUUAAGCUGUGGCUGGGUGUUUCUUAAACUUUUUGAUGACAGUGGAAUUCCUAUUGCAGCAAAGACUUACGAGCUCUUACUGAGUGGUGGCGCCCCCUAUGAAAAAGGUGUGGAAGUGGACCCUUCAGUGUCCAGAAGAGCUCAUGGGAGUGUUUUUCAUCAGAUGAUGACAAUGAGGAGGCAGCCACAGCUUCUAGUAAAACUGAGGUCUUUGAACAGAAGAUCAAGAGACAUACUAAGUCUCCUGCCAGAAACAUUAAUUGGAAGCACAUGCUACAUUCAUCUGUUGGUAUUUUAUCGCCAAAUUCUUGGAGAUGUUCUCCUGAAAGACCGGAUGAGCAUGCAAAGUGCUGAUUUAAUCAGUAAUCCCGUACUGGCCACCUUCCCUAAGCUCUUGGAGCAGCCUGACCUGAUGGAUGCGCUCAGGAGUUCGUGGGCUGAGAAAGAAAGUACAUUAAAAAGAUCAGAGAAGAGAGACCCAGAGUUCCGGAAGGCCAUGUUCCUCCUGGUUUACCACGACUGCGUGGUCCCCCUUCUCCACGGGACACUCCUGCCCCCCUUCCGCUGGGCAGAGGAGGAGACUGAAGCAGCCAGGUGGAAAGUCAUCACUGACUUCCUGAAGCAGAACCAAGAAAACCAGGGUGCCCUCCAAGCUCUGCUGUCACCAGAGGGCGUCCAUGAACCUUUUGACAUUUCAGAGCAGACCUAUGACUUCCUGGGCGAAAUGAGACAGAAAGCAGCCUGACAGUGGUGGCCUGUGACCUCCACUUUCCACCAUGACACCCUGAUGAAGUGACAGAAUCAGAAGUAACUGUCACAUUUAACUUAGCUUUACACUUCUCUAUGCAGACCACAUUCUAUAAGAAAUAUCUCUCUGAAAAUGGGAAUCUUUUAAUACAAUAAAAUAAGUUUUUAUAAGGAAUACUGUUAUAGCUAAAUUUACAGAUAAUUUCUUCAAAAACCAACUAACAAAUUUAAGUUGACUAUACCUGUAGAUUUGUGUAACAGCAAGAUUUGAUCAAAAGCUGAAUUAUGAUUAUUCAAGAAAGUAAAAAUGCAAUCCAUAGAAUGGGAGGAGAUAUUUACAAAUCAUAUGUCUUGUAAGAGUCUAGUAUCUAGAAUAUAUAAAUGUAUGAUUGUUGCUAAGAGAAUUUAUGCUGGGAAAUGAAGGAGAAAUCAGCAUGGCCUAUUAGAAAGCUGUGCUGUUAAUCACUUCACUCAGUCUUAACAUUUGAAUGUUACUUAUCCCAAUUAGAUAUAAAGGA